CCGAGAAUAGACGGAACGUGUUGUUUUCUCGAAUCGAGAACCGGAUCCGGGGCAAACUUGGCUCACACCAUAGGACUUGUAGCUGGGAACUGGGGGCAGCCCAAAAAAAAGCAUUUCACAGUCUAAACUGAACCAAAUCGCACACCACUACUGCAACGUAUGGUGAAGAAUAGCUACCACCAUCGAGCAGAACGUUCUUCAUUUGUGCCCCUCAUUUGUGCAGAGUCGACUGAAGACCCGUCCAGUGCUGGGGUGGUGGCGGGAGCUAUCCUGGGAAGCUUCUUGGCCCUCGUUUUGGUCGGCGCGUUGGUCACCGUCUUAAUCAUGCGAAGUCGUCGCCAGCAGCAGGGAUAUUCUGCUGAUGGUGAACAGAAUGUUUACGGCAACAAAACCCGUCUUUUCGGAGGCAAGAAGUCUAGUAAGAAUGGAGCAGGGGCCAACAACAAUGGACCAAUCUAUACCUAUCGGGAAAGUGAUCCCGGAGCCUUGACGGAGAAAUGCAACGAGUUCCCGCACAUGACCUCCAGCACGCCAACUGCUCACGACAUCCUGCUGAGUGGAGACCUCAACGAGGCUGAACGUCGGAAGUUUGAGGCUAUGAAUGACAGUCUGGAGGACGAAGAAGAGGAUGAGAGGUACGACCGUUUCAGCGGACUUCCACCCAGCUAUCAAAUCCACCGACAUGAGGAUGAGUGCGCACCUUACCUGGAUGAUGACAUGGAGUCCCAGCGAGAUGGGUCGAUCAUCUCCCGGACUGCCAUCUACGUCUAGAGGAUACGCCUGACUCAUAUUUACUUGAUCUUUUAAAGCAAAGACUGAAACGUGCCAUCCGAGAAGCGAAAGCGGAACAAUUAAGUCACAUCUUUGGACAAAAGCACUCAUUAUCAAGCAGAAAACUCAACUAUGUAUUGACGCUGCUCACCUCACGACGCUCACUUUUAAUGCAAAACACUGACUGAAUAUAAGAGAUUGUAUCGAUUGUCGUGUGACCUGUUGUUAACACCCAGAAUUCAUCUUUCAUUCACUCCCAUGCGCACAAUACUCAAGCAGGCCCUUUGAAGUGCACAGAAAGCCUUGUGAUUACCCAUACAAGGGUUGUCAAUGCUACUUUCGCGUGAGUGGCUCAGCAAGCUGUGACCCAGAAGCUGAGGCUGCUCUCGCCAGGUUGCAUACUGCGUCUUUUAUCGAAUGUCGUUUUCAAGAACAGCUGGAUGUUUUGUUUGCAAAACCGAAAACAGCAAACGCAACCGUCGUUCCAGCAUCUGGGUCACUCAUCUGUACCGCCGAUCAACUCCAGCUGGGAACGCUUUUAACUUUCCCUCCACCAUUUUUUUUAAGCUCUCGUUCAUUAAUCGGUUGUCUUGUUACACUAAAGGAAUUUUCUGAAUGACUCGAGGGGCUCGAGGCAGAGGUGUAAUAAUGUUUUCUUCAUUCUUUCCUGUCAACCUCUGCGGAAUGGUUUGUUCCAGGCCAUGUUUAAUUCAGAAGGCUGUGCAUUAGUGCAUCUUUGGGCGGAUGCGUGUGUUUUCCCUCCGUCCUGAUUAAUCCAGUUAUAUCAAGACCGUAAAACGCAACAUCUGAAAACUGCAGACAGGAGCACACCAAACGCCCACAGCUCAACUUCAGCCUCUCGCAUUAGCAUGACUCCUUCCAGAAGGAAAGCUAUUGUGCUGUCGACUAACUUCGCUAAAACAGAUUAAGUCGAUUAAUGCACAUCGUAGAUCGGCGUUUGAGAGAAACGCAAGUGAUGUGCCUUUGAGUGCUGGAUUAUUUGGAUGGAUCCCGGCGGGGGAGCGAUAAGCCAGGCGGCAUAUGCUGCCAGGUUCAGCGGAGUCCACAGUCUUGAAAAGAUGCCAGCUGUGAAAAAAGGUCAAGGGACGAAGCGCUCUCGCCGUAUGUUCGGCAGCAAGAUUAGGCCACUUGCUUCACCGUGUCCUAACUGGAGUGGGUCAGCAGUUUAUUUCCAAGCCUCUCGCACAAACCAAUUAUUUUUAUUUUUAUUUUGACGACAAACAAAGACAGUUUGUGGGUAACCAUAACAGUGUGUGUCCAGAUGUGGAUUCAUUUGUCCUCGGAUGUCGGCGAGUGCGUGUUUUGCAUAAUAGCAUUCAGCCUGUAUGGAUGCUUCGGCGGUGCUUUGAAUUACUUUGAGCCGUGACUCAUUCAUCCUUGGUUUCACGGCAUCGAGGCUUCGGUGGAGGAAGGUUAGACUGAUAAUGACAAAGGAGCAACACACUCACCCAUGCGACACUACCCAGAGAGAACUCCAUAUCCAGCAAAGCAGAUAUAGCAUGAGUAAUUUGGAGAUUAUGCUAUCUGGACCCAGUGACUGUAAAGGCAAUAGUUACUGUAGCCAACAGUGUUCACCCACGCUGCAGACUUGCAAGGCUGUUAAUUUCCCCCCGCUCCCUCCCUAAAGCUCUUCAAGUUGCAUCACUGCACUGAAAAAUAAGGAUGGGAAAGCUACUUUUCUGAGAGCUGCUCAGGCCUUGAAAUGUUCGAGCUGAUAUCUCAGACGGCGAAAUGAAGAUGCCGAGAGAGAAAAAGGGAAGCUUGUCAGUGAAUAGUGUUAUUAAGGUAUUAACGUCACCUGUUUAGUCGAAACUGGAGUCAAUGUCAGGCAGAUUGAUGCUUUCAGAGAGACCUGUGAUGUGUUGUGAGGUACUAUACUAAAUGAUGGAUGCGAACAAUCAAUGCUUUUCAAGACUCAAGAAGACAAAUGCUGCCAAAUCAAGUGUUCACAACUCUUAGUAUCAGUGUUUUAACAGUAUUUUUGUUUUAUGAAUGUUACUAUAGAAUAUUACGCCCCAUUCACACGGGGCUUCAGCGCCAACGCUUGACAGAGGGCGUGUCUGAAGUUGGGGCUGACGCGAUUGUCAUUGCAGCGUCAGCCAAUGAAAUUAUUCAGUAACAGGCCACUGCCUGAGCUGGUGUAUUUGCAUACAGCAAUCUGAUUGGCUGACGCUUCCGUCGGCGCUUGAAAAGUUGAGCAAGUCCCAACUUCUGCAGCGAGCAGCUCCUCUGAAGCGGCGCCGACGGAUCCACAAUGCAGUUCGGCAACGCCUGACAUCACCCAUUCAAAGUGAAUGGGAAGCGUUGAAGCUGACGCCUUGUGUGAAUGGGGCAUGAGUGUUAAGAUUAGAUAUUGAUGCCAUGUCCUCAUUUGCACAAUCCCAGGGCUACAUAAUAACUAAUUAGUGAAAUACCUGUUGAAUCAGAAAUAUAUCUGGGUUACAUUUUCCUGCAGAAUCAAAACAGAUAGAUAUAAACAUGUUGGUUUAAGACCAAUUUACAAUAUAUCUAUUAACAAUUACUUUAUUUGACUGGACACAUCUCAUCUUUGACCCAUAUAUAUGUACAGUAUAUACACAGCAGUCAACGUUUGAAGUGGGUUAAAAAAGGUUUUCAAAAUUAAGACAAAGUAUGGUUGUUCUUUAGUCAAGAUUAAGGCCCAAUCCCAAUUCUAGCCCUUCCCCUUACCCCUAAUCCUCAUUUUGUGUGUUCACGUAAAGGGGUUAGGAUGUCCCAAUUCUAUUUAGCUUGAAGGUGUAGGGCUAAGGGGAAGGGCUAGAUAACCCUUGAAACAGAGAUUUUUCAGCACCACACUCGAAACUACGGGGUACGAAAAUUUCCUAGAAUUCACCAUCUACAACGACAGCAUGGCUGCACACGGAAGUAAGAAAAUGCUGAAAUUUGUGUUUUUUUAAAUCAUUUUUACGAAUUUUGUCAACAAACAAGGAUAUGUUUCAAUACAUUCAUAAUUGUGUUCGUGUUUUACUGCCAUGCUUUAAAAAACACACACACAAAUAACGCUAAAUUGCAGUAUCUAUAAUCCAUAGUAAUAACUCCCACAACAUACUUCACAUCUGUCACUCGGACACUCCAAUACCCUGUCAGAAAAGUCUAGUGGCUGGGAAUGACCUUUUUACAGUGUCUGCUAUAAUGUUAAUGUUGUUUUUCGUGUGUUUACGUAGAUGAAUAUGGCGUCUGUGUAAAUACACAGCACAGUUACGAGCUUAUUGCCACAUUAUAUAGUUAUGAUAACAUGACAUCGUUGCCUUCAGUGUUUUACUGAAGAUAAAUACCAAUAAAUUACACAACUGGAAUAACUACAGUGGUCACCAUCGUCAAUCAAAGUAACAUAUGAUGACGUUUGCAGGUGUUGUAGUGGUAUCCCAUUUCUUAGGGGUAAAAUUUGAAGCCAAUCUACUUCACACUCUGUUUCAAGGUCCAAGUGGAAUGGGUAGGGGUAAAAAAAAAGACUUGGGAUUGGGCCUAAGACUUAGGCUGCAUUUACACUGCAGAUCUUGAUGGUCAGUUCCGAUUUUGUGAAUGUAUCCGAUUUUUUUUAUGUUGACCAGCUUACAUCAACUUCUAAACGUGACUCGUAUCCGAUUGUCUGUAUUUACACAGUACACGGCAAAGGCACAAUGACCAGGAAAAAAGUGUGGGCGCUGACUGACAGCUAAUAAUAAAAGAGCGCCCUUUUCUCCGUUCCUGUAUUUAAUGCGUGUGCAGGGUUUUAAUUUGUUUUUAGUUAGUAGUUUAUGACAGAAAAGUUCUCAUUUGGCCAUCUUCUUUUAAUCUAGGCCUUUUUAAACCAGCAGGCAUUUUAAGGUCAUGCCCGUGGCGUGAUUUCGGCAUGUGAUGUAUGCAAUAGUUUUAUAUUAAUUUAUAUUGGUUGCUUGGCGGAUAUUGCGCUCUCUCUCUCUCGUUAAUAUGCUUAAAUACUUGUGCUACAUGACAAAAUAAAAGCUUUUUUAGUCCUUGUGUAUGAGGUUUAAGGUUUGGGACUCUUAAAGCGCCAGACUUGACAUCAUUCACUGUGGUUAUUAAUGACGCGCGACUCGCAUUGACGGGUAAAAAUCCGAUCUAACUGCUUACACUGCAGACACAAGGAGCCAGAUCCAAUUCAUAUCAGAUAAAUUUCCACAUAUGAAC
Danio aesculapii is the source of this 4941-nucleotide messenger RNA. RefSeq lists its product as uncharacterized. The transcript has a single exon. Lineage: Eukaryota; Metazoa; Chordata; Actinopteri; Cypriniformes; Danionidae. The coding region runs from base 160 to 771 and encodes 203 amino acids. The record is from RefSeq and is a predicted model, not a curated record.